AUGACGGACGACAUCGAAAAGGCCGAGAGCCGCUCGUCCCAUCCCGACAAUGACAGCACCACGGUCCACGGGGAGUCGGGCUUCGAACCCAUCCGCACCGGCACCAUCAGCAGCGCAUCGACGCGAUCCGCCCGGCGCUCGCGGUCCCUCAGCCGGUCGCGCUCGCACAACGGCUAUAGCUGCGACGACUACGAGCACAGAGACGACAGCCCGCAGGGGCAGGGGGGAGCGGCCGAGAAAGAGGUCGACCCCUACGAGGUGGCCUUCGACGGCGGUGACAGCGACCCCAUGUGCCCACGAAGCAUGGGCAAGUUCAGAAAGUGGCUCGUCGUGUCCAUCGUGUCGUGCGCCAGCUUUUGCGUCACCGCCGCGAGUUCCAUCUACACGUCGACUUACGGCCAGAUGGACGCCGAGUUCGGCAACUCCCGUAUCGUGGCCACCAUCGGCCUGUCGACUUUCGUCCUUGGAAUCAGCCUGGGCCCCAUGUUCUUGAGCCCGCUCAGCGAGUUCUGCGGCCGCCGGCCCAUCUACAUUGUCUCCUGGAGUAUGUAUCUCAUCUGGCUCAUCCCUUCAGCCGUCGCCCACAACAUCGCGACCAUGAUCGUCUCCCGCUUCUUCGACGGCCUAUCGGGCAGCGCCUUCCUGGCCGUGUCUGGCGGCACCGUCAGCGACUUGUUCGCCCGCCAUGAGCUCCAAGCUCCGAUGCUCAUGUACUCGCUUGCCCCCUUCAUCGGGCCCUGCAUUGGCCCGCUGAUUGGCGGCUUCAUCAACUACAACGCCGACUGGAGGUGGACCUAUUAUGUGUUGAUCAUCUGGGCCUUUGCGCUAUUAGUCGCUAUUCUCGUCUUCGUACCUGAGACGUAUCAUCCGGUUGUCCUUCGAAACAAGGCACGCAAGAUGCGAAAGGAGACGGGAGAUGAGCGCUGGAAGGCCCCCGUCGAGAAGACGACAAAGUCCGUCAUCAAGACCAUUGGCAUCUCGUUGAUGCGCCCCUUUCAGCUGCUCGCCUUCGAGCCCAUGGUCCUCAACCUCGACAUCUUUUCGGCAAUCCUCUUGGGCAUAUUGUACCUCUUCUUCGGCGCGUUCCCGCUCGUCUUUAGCAACGUCCACGGUUUCAACCUGUGGCAAGUCGGAUUGACCUUCAUGGGCAUCCUCGUUGGCAUGUUCCUUGCCGCCGCGACCGACCCUUUGUGGCACCAUAUCCGCAGCCGGCUUAUAGCCGAUCUGGAGAAGGAGACGGGCGUCGAGGGGGCAAGCGAGCCAGAAUUCCGGCUCCCUGCAGUCAUCUGCGGCGCCUUCCUGUGCCCCAUUGGCAUCUUUUGGUUUGGAUGGAGUCUCCAUCUGCACUGGAUCAUGCCCAUCAUUGGAUCUGCCAUCUUUGGAGCAGGGUAA
Colletotrichum navitas is the source of this 1392-nucleotide messenger RNA. Its product is annotated as major facilitator superfamily transporter. Gene Ontology annotation, cellular component: plasma membrane. Gene Ontology annotation, molecular function: transmembrane transporter activity. Bases 1 to 1392 code for a protein of 463 amino acids. The record is from RefSeq and is a predicted model, not a curated record. NCBI's taxonomy places the organism in Eukaryota, Fungi, Ascomycota, Sordariomycetes, Glomerellales, Glomerellaceae. Gene Ontology annotation, biological process: transmembrane transport. The transcript is spliced from 3 exons.